UUCUGGCGCGGUACGGCGCGCUAGUUAGUGCGUCACUUCCGACGGAGCGGAUGAGGCGGGAGAGUGAGGGAAAGGCUGGAAGACGAGCCUGCAGGAUGUGUCCUCAGUGAAGGCUAUUGCACAAUGGCAGUUUUUGAUACUCCUGAGGAGGCCUUUGGCGUCUUACGUCCGGUCUGUGUUCAGCUCACAAAGACCCAGACGGUGGAGAAUGUGGAACAUCUACAGACACAAUUACAGGCCGUUAGUGACACUGCCCUUCAGGAACUUCAGCAGUAUAUCCUCUUCCCUUUGCGAUUUACCCUGAAGACCCCCGGUCCCAAAAGAGAGCGCUUGAUCCAGAGCGUGGUGGAAUGCCUCACAUUUGUCCUCUCUUCAACAUGUGUGAAAGAACAAGAGCUUCUCCAGGAACUCUUUUCGGAACUCUCUGCUUGUCUGUAUUCACCCAACUCCCCAAAACCCGCAGCUGUGUCAGAGGAGUUGAAAUUGGCUGUGAUCCAGGGACUCAGCACAUUAAUGCACUCAGCUUAUGGGGACAUCCUUCUGACUUUUUAUGAGCCCUCCAUUCUGCCUCGUUUAGGAUUUGCUGUAUCUUUAUUGUUAGGGCUAGCAGAACAGGAGAAAUCAAGGCAAAUUAAAAUUGCUGCCUUAAAAUGUUUACAGGUUCUACUCUUUCAAUGUGAUUGUCAGGACCAUCCGAGGCCUUUGGAUGAGCUUGAGCAAAAGCAGCUGGGGGAUUUGUUUGCUUCUUUUUUACCUGGAAUCUCAACUGCACUGACAAGGGUUAUCACAGGAGACUUUAAACAAGGUCACAGCAUUGUCAUAUCUUCCCUAAAGAUCUUUUACAAGACAGUGGGCUUCAUUAUGGCUGAUGAACAGCUCAGAAGAAUCUCAAAGGUCCAAGCAAAGCCUGCAGUUGAGCACAAAGUAGCAGAGCUAAUGGUUCACAGGGAAGCAGAUUGGGUAAAAAAUACUGGUGACAAGUUGACUAUCCUUAUUAAAAAGAUCAUUGAGAGUGUUUCGGUUCACCCACACUGGAAGGUGAGGCUGGAACUGGUAGAACUUGUGGAGGCCCUUCUUUUGAAGUGCAGUCAGUCGCUGGUCGAAUCUGCUGGUCCCCUUCUGAAGGCUUUAGUGGGCCUAGUAAAUGAUGAGAGUCCUGAAGUCCAAGCCCAAUGCAAUAAAGUUCUGAAAUAUUUUGCAGAUCAGAAAGUCGUGGUAGGCAACAGGGCCUUUGCUGACAUCUUGUCAGAAAGCCUGCAUUCCCUUGCCACGUCUCUUCCCCGCUUAGUUAACUACCAAGAUGAUCAGGGCAAAUUCUGUACUCUCUCCUUGUUACUUGGUUAUCUGAAACUCUUGGGCCCAAAAGUAAACUUUGUCCUCAACUCUGUGGCCCACCUCCAGCGCCUUUCCAAAGCACUCAUCCAAGUUCUAGAACUAGAUGUGGCUGACAUCAAAAUUGUUGAAGAGCGGCAUUGGAACUCUGAUGAUCUGAGUGCUUCUCCAAAGACCUCAGCUGCUCAGCCGUGGAACCAAAUUCAGAGGAGAUAUUUCCGCUUCUUCACUGAUGAGAGGAUUUUCCUACUCUUGCGGCAGGUUUGUCAGCUUCUUGGUUAUUAUGGGAACCUUUAUUUGCUUGUGGAUCACUUUAUGGAACUGUACCGUGAAUCUGUGGUUUACCGGAAGCAAGCUGCCAUGAUCUUUAAUGAAUUGGUUACAGGGGCUGCUGGGCUGGAGGUGGAGGAUCUUCACGAAAAACAUAAUAAAACAAGCCCAGAGGAACUGAGAGAGAUCGUGACAUCUAUACUUGAAGAAUACAUAAGCCAAGAAAACUGGUAUCUGGUUACCUGUAUUGAAGCUGAGGAAAUGGGAGAGGAACUAAUGAUGAAGCAGUCAGGACUCCAGGCCAUCACAUCUGGUGCACACACCAGCCAAAUUACAUCUUUUCCAGCCUUCUCAAAACCAAGUCCCACUAUUUGCUCCAUGAACAGCAACAUCUGGCAAAUAUGCAUCCAGUUGGAAGGUAUUGGCCAAUUUGCAUUUGCACUAGGAAAAGACUUCCAUUUACUCUUAAUGUCAGCCCUCUAUCCAGUACUGGAGAAGGCUGGAGACCAAACUCUGCUCAUUAGGCAGGUGGCUACCAGCACCAUGAUGGACAUUUGUCACGCUUGUGGCUAUGACUCCCCACGGCACCUGAUCAAUCAAAAUUCAGACUAUUUGGUGAAUGGGAUUUCUUUAAAUCUGCGUCAUCUGGCUCUGCACCCUCAUACCCCAAAGGUCUUAGAAGUUAUGCUGCGGAACUCAGAUGCUAGCCUGCUUCCUUUGGUGGCAGAUGUGGUUCAAGAUGUCUUGGCCACCCUGGACCAAUUUUACGAUAAGAGAGCUGCUUCCUUUGUCGGUGUUUUGCAUGCCCUGCUGGCAGCAUUAGCCCAAUGGUUCCCAGACAAAGGUCAUCUCGGGCAACUCCAAGAGCAAAGUCUAAGGGAGGAGGGAAGUCAUUUGAGCCGAGGACCAGCAACUCUUGAGAAUAGCACCACAGCUGAAGACAUUGAACAGUUUUUGCUGAACUACCUCAAAGAAAAGGAUGUGGCAGAUGGAAAUAUCUCGGAUUUUGAUAAUGGAGAUGAGGAGCAGUCAGUCCCUCCCAAAGUGGACGAGAAUGAUACCCAUCCAGAUGUGGAGCCAGCACUACCAGUGCAGAUCCAAAUAGCCAUGGACGUGAUGGAGCGCUGCAUCCACUUGUUGUCAGAUAAAAAUCUGAAAAUCCGCUUGAAGAUCUUGGAUGUGCUAGAUUUGUGUGUGGUUGUUCUGCAGUCCCACAAGAACCAGCUCCUUCCCUUGGCUCAUCGGGCCUGGCCCUCACUUGUGCACCGACUCACAAAUGAUGACCCCCUGGCAGUGCUCAGAGCCUUCAAGGUCGGGCUGUUUCUACAGGUUUUACGUACACUAGGAGGCAAGUGUGGCGAUUUUCUACGUAGCCGCUUCUGCAAAGAUGUCCUGCCAAAGCUGGCUGGCUCCUUAGUCACCCAGGCUCCCAUCAGUGCCAGAGCUGGACCAGUCUACUCGCACACGCUGGCCUUCAAGUUGCAGCUGGCUGUCUUGCAGGGCCUGGGCCCCCUCUGUGAGAGACUGGACCUAGAUGAUUUGCUAAUGGCAAGAAGCAUUCUCUUGGUCAGAGGGUGAUUCACUUCUAUGCUCUAUUUCUGGCAACCGGGUGACCCUGGCACCUCACCAUGCCUCAGCUCCCUCAACGACAAAGCAAAAGCACUGAGUUACUGAUUUGGCAUACCUCAGCACAACGGAGGGUCCUAUAUGGGCAUUGGUGCCAUGAACCUUCACAAAUUGUAGCAAAAUUGGGUGUGUGUGCAAGCAGUCACAUAUGUACAUUUUUGUAGACAGAGAAUCCACACCAUUCAUCCGAUUUUAUUAGGAGUCUGUGACCCAAAAACCAUUAAGAACCACUGGACUGAUGGCUUGCAGGGCCUUUUCUGAUUCUGAAAUUAUGUGAUUCUAAUUUCCAAGAGUUUUGACCAUGCCUGUUAGAGAAUAGCUAUGCCACCUCAAAGAGAAGAAGCUAUUUAUGGUUCCUUGAGUACUAAGGACUUUUCUCUUUAGCUGAAACUCUGAACACAGCAGCAUUCCCCAGACUUGAGACCCAAAAAAUGCACUCUGGCCCCCAUUUCCCAGCCCUUCUUCCAGCUGGGAGCAGCCUGCACCCUGGAACUGCCAUCUCCUGGAUACCUGCUACAGGGGCGAAAGCUGGGCUGUCUAGGUGUGCUGCUCUGGGCUCAACAGUUCCUCAGCUCCAUGUCCUAGAAUAGAAUCCUUCCACUUUCCUAGGCUUCUGGAGACACAUCCCUGAUCAUCCUUGCUGGGGUAGGAGUUAGUAGUCAACUCAUUCCCUGAGCAGUAAGAGGCUGCUCUGACUGUGAAAUGGGGAGAGCUCACUUACUCCCUUAUAAACCUUGCACUCCCUGAGAGUGAUGGGAAUAUCUUUUUGAAUUGAUUUAUUGUCCUUUGCAAUUUUUGACUCUUGAUUUCCCCAGUUCCCUUUUUUCUUUCUGUCCCUUUCUCGUCACAUCGCUUAGGCCCAGAAUCAGUCAUAGUUUCUGGAGCACAGGGGCGCAUCCCAAUGAACUUCUUGUCCCCAGGCAUUCUUAUUCCUUAAAGAACCAACAUAGGGUAAAAAUAGUCCUCCCUGGGCAGUGACCCUGAAGCUGAUUGGGCUGUGAUUUAAACCAAGAACAUAAUGAAUUUAUCUUGAAGUAAAUUCUUUGAGGUGCCUGUUACAACCAAGAGUUACAAAGAUCUCAUUUUCACAUUCCCUGUCUCAUUUUACAUUUUCUACACACUCCACAUCCCAUCCUUCAAGUUUAGAGCCAUCAAACAAGCUAAUAUUCUCAAUUCAUUAUCUUUUCAUUUCUAAUUCUCUUUUUUGCUGCUGAAAGCAAUUAAACCCAGAUUUGGGCCUUGCUGAAUCUUGAGCUGGUAUUCCAGGUGCCACAGGAGGAGGACAGGGCAGCCAGGCACUGACUGCUGCUCGCCCUCGUUUGCUCUACUGUGCUCCCUUCUUGGAGCUGAAUCAGGUGACCUCCCUUAACAGGAAUGGGAGGUGGAGAAGUGCAAGGUUGAUUGCUUCACACACCCAUCAUCUGCAAACUUAUUUCGAAGUCAGGAAAAAAAUCAGUGUUGCCCUUGAUCAAGAGCCGAUUUGGCAUCUUGAUUCAGAAAUUAAUAAGCUCUCUAAAUGGAAGAAGAAUCCUGAGACAAUAGGAAACCCGGUCUCUUUGUGAGCCUCGUUAGUGUGUGAAGAGAGGGAGGUGGGGGUGCCCGAUUAGUACUGAAGUCACGCCUACUGGUACUGAUGCACCAGGUCUCCUGAAGGAGACUGAGUCCCCAUCUCGGUAAAUGGCCCCACCAUUGGUCUGUUGUUUGUCCUUCAUUCUUCUCUUUCCUUCACACCCCAUAUCCAUUACCAAAAGUAAAGCCUGUCUCAGAAAAUCUCUCUCAAAACUGUCUGCUUCUCUUCACCUCCAAGCCACGCCAAUCUAUGCCAGGCCACCAUCCUCUCUUACCUGAACCACAGAAGCCCCCUCACCAUUCCCUUCUACUUCCCCCUCCCAAGUAUUUUCCACACAGCGGUCAGAGUGACACACACACUUACUCACUCACUAUCAC
Molecule: messenger RNA, 5175 nt
Organism: Cynocephalus volans (Philippine flying lemur)
Lineage: Eukaryota; Metazoa; Chordata; Mammalia; Dermoptera; Cynocephalidae
Gene: TTI1
Product: TELO2 interacting protein 1
Exons: 7
Coding region: 124-3180 (1018 amino acids)
Biological process (GO): chromatin remodeling
Cellular component (GO): cytoplasm
Source: RefSeq, a predicted model, not a curated record